Molecule: messenger RNA, 1800 nt
Organism: Nematolebias whitei (Rio pearlfish)
Lineage: Eukaryota; Metazoa; Chordata; Actinopteri; Cyprinodontiformes; Rivulidae
Gene: vipr2
Product: vasoactive intestinal peptide receptor 2
Exons: 15
Coding region: 1-1800 (599 amino acids)
Biological process (GO): adenylate cyclase-modulating G protein-coupled receptor signaling pathway; cell surface receptor signaling pathway
Cellular component (GO): plasma membrane
Molecular function (GO): G protein-coupled peptide receptor activity; peptide hormone binding; vasoactive intestinal polypeptide receptor activity
Source: RefSeq, a predicted model, not a curated record
AUGCAAAUACCACGCUUGCCACCAGACCACAUAGACAGUGAGGAUGCUACACUCUGUUUAGACACUGCUACAGUGAGAUGGGCGUUCAAGAAAGUAAACCCUCACAAGGCACCAGGGCCUGAUGGCAUCCCAGGACGGGUGCUGAGAGUGUGCGCUUACCAACUCACCAGGAUGUUUACCACCAUCUUUAACCUGUCUCUGAGCCAGUGUAUUGUGCCCACAGUCUUCAAGACCUCAACUGUUGUCCCCAUCCCAAAGACCUCUGCAGCAUCCUGCCUUAAUGACUUUCGGCCCAUAGCACUCACAUCUGUCAUCAUGCAGUGGAAGGAGAGUGGUACGAGGAGGAUUCUCAGGAUAGAGGACGAGGAACAAGGACGUAUGGGCUCUGCCAGCAGGACUGCAAGGGAGCACUGGUGUUCAACGACCAUAACGCCUCGACACCUGGCUAAAGCCGCAAAGGCGGAAAUUGUUGGCUCACAGAACGUUUUAUUUGGCAGCCUGAACUUAAGCUUAUUUCUGCUGCUUCCACUUCAGGUUAACGGUCGACAUCCAACUUGCAACUUCCUGCUGGAGGUGGAGAAGGACCAGCUGGAGUGUGUGACGAGGCUGAAAGAGGAAGAGGAGGCUGCCAAUAACAGUAAAGAACUGGGAUGCAGAGGUGCCUGGGACAACAUCGCCUGCUGGGAGCGAGCUGAACUUGGAGAAACUGUCACCAUCCCAUGUCCUCGAGCUCUAAAGACCAUAUUCGGCAGAAAUGGUAACAUAAGCAAGAACUGCACGGCAGCCGGCUGGUCGGAGGUGUUCCCGAAUAUCAGCAGUGUGUGUGGGUCCGACACGAGCCAGGACAAGCUGGUGUUCUACGUGGUGGUUCAGACGUUGUACACUCUGGGUCACAGCCUGUCUCUGAUCGCUCUCACUACAGGAAGCGCCAUCCUCUGCUUGUUCCGGAAGCUUCACUGCACCAGGAACUACAUCCACCUCAACCUCUUCAUCUCCUUCAUCCUGAGAGCCGUGGCCGUGUUGGUGAAAGAUGACAUCAUCUUCAACCGGACCUCGCAGUGCUCCAACCAGCCGUCCCUGGUCGGGUGUAAAGCCAGCCUGGUGUUUUUCCAGUAUUUCAUCAUGGCCAACUUCUUCUGGCUGCUGGUGGAGGGGCUCUACCUCCACACCCUGCUGGUCGUCAUCUUCUCUGAAAACCAGCAUUUCAUCGUCUACAUGUUCAUCGGCUGGGGAAUCCCCACGGUGUUUGUCUCUGUAUGGGUGGCAACACGGAUUUAUCUGGAAGACACGGGGUGCUGGGAGAGAAAUGAUAAUCCCAUUCCGAACUGGGUGAUCAAUGGACCAAUUGGAUUCUCCAUCAUGGUCAACUUCAUCCAGUUCGUCAACAUUAUUCGGAUCUUGGUUCAGAAGCUGCGGUGUCCCGACAUCGGCGGCAACGACCAGUCACAGUACAGGAGGCUGGCCAAGUCCACCCUGCUGCUCAUCCCUCUGUUUGGGAUCCACUACGUGGUCUUCGUGUGUCUCAGUGAGUCCAUCGCUGAAGAUUAUAAAAUCUUCUUUGACCUGGCCCUCGGAUCCUUUCAGGGUUUGGUUGUGGCCAUACUCUACUGUUUCCUGAACAGUGAGGUUCAAGGGGAGUUGAAGAGAAAAUGGCGGAGCGUUUGUCUGAACUGCCACCUGAGCAGAACUCGUCAUCUAAACAACAACUUCGCCUCCAGGAACGGUUCGGAGCACAUGAUGCAGUUUCAUCGCAACUCCAGAGCUCAGUCCAUCCUGCAGUCAGAGACCACCAUGUUGUGA